GCGCGGGCGUGGCGGGGAGGAGGAGCGGGGCCGACGCGCCCGAAGCCCAGAGCCCCGCGCGCCGCCGCAGUCGGCGGCUGCGCCUUUCUUUCUCAGCCGUCAGGUCCCGGCUGCUCCCCGGUCACAGAGCGAGCGGGCAAGCCGGCAAAGCCGAGGGCGGCGCCGUCUGUGGGAACAGCUGCGCGCGGCGGGGGUUGGGGGGAGGCGGUCGAGCCUCUCGGCCCCGAGCCAGCUCGAGAGUGGAGGUUCUGGAUCCCGGGAGGAGUGAGGACCGCGGGAUGGAGCCUGAGUCGGGCACUCGGGACCCGCAGCUCCGGUCCCGUCGCGCUUUCGUCCCUUCUGGGUGACCUCAACCCCUUUAUACCGACCCCACCUCUCAGGCGCCGCGAGUACCGCCCCGUGGGGGAGGGGAAGAGGCGGUGACACCACGCUCGCGGGUUGGGCCGUCGCGGCUGCCGUAGUUCUCCCGCGGAAACGCAGUGCCGGGGUCCGCCGAGGCCGGGAGGUCCUGGCUUUCGCCACCAGCGGACAUCAGUGAGCGGGAUCGCGGGCUACCCGCGGAGCCACCGCGGUCAUGGCCGACUACUGGAAGUCACAACCAAAGAAAUUCUGUGAUUACUGCAAGUGCUGGAUAGCAGACAAUAGGCCUAGCGUUGAGUUUCAUGAAAGAGGGAAGAAUCACAAGGAAAAUGUGGCCAGGAGGAUCAGUGAGAUUAAACAGAAAAGCUUGGAUAAGGCAAAGGAAGAGGAAAAGGCAUCCAAGGAGUUUGCUGCCAUGGAGGCAGCUGCCCUGAAGGCAUACCAAGAGGAUCUGAAAAGGCUUGGCUUACCGUCAGACAUUUCAGAGCCAACUAUAUCACCAGUCAUCAGCACUGUCCAGCCCACCCCUACCUCAGAUCAACCGAAAGAGAAGAAAAAGAAGAAGAAAAAGAAAGAAGCUUCAAAGGGUAGAUGGGUAGAAGGCGUGACGGCUGACGGCCACUGUUAUUAUUAUGACCUCAUCACCGGAGCAUCUCAGUGGGAGAAGCCAGAAGGAUUUCAAGGAAACUUAAAAAAGACAGCAGCAAAGGCCGUCUGGGUAGAAGGUUUAAGUGAAGACGGUUACACCUAUUACUAUAACACAGAAACAGGAGAAUCCAAAUGGGAAAAGCCUGAUGAUUUCAUUCCACAUGGUGGUGAUGUGCUUUCUAGUAAGGACAGUGAAAAGUUGCCUGACCCCCUAGAAGACUCCAAAUCAUCCGAUUCUCACAGCGAUUCUGAUGGUGAACAGAAGAAAGCGGGAGAGGCCUCUGCAGAAACAAAGAAGCUAAUAAUCAAGUUUAAGGAAAAAAAUAAAAGUACUGAGAAAAGAAUUGGCCCAGAAAUACAAAAAGAAAAAAGUACUCAAAAACAGAAUCCGUCAAAUACAAAUGAAGAAAAACCCAAAACUCUGAAGAAGUCGACGAACCCUUAUGGGGAAUGGCAAGAAAUUAAACAAGAGGCUGCUGAGUGUCAAGAAGAAGUCGAUUUGGAACUUCCAAGCACUGAAGGUGAAUGUCUACCAACUUCAGAGGCUGGCGCUGGGGAGAUCAAAGUGGUAUUUAAAGAGAAAACAGUUUCUUCUCUGGGAGUUGCAGCAGAUGGAGUGGCCCCUGUCUUCAAAAAGAGAAGAAUUGAAAAUGGAAAAUGUCGAAAUUUGAGACAGCGAGGUGACGAUGAGUGAAGCUCCAGGCAGAGGAGGCGUGUCCUUUCCAAGCUCCUCCGUGCUGUGAAUACUGUAGUGCUGGAUUUUACAUUUAUGCUAAAUAUAUUUUAUGUGAAUCAAAAUAAAUCUUUUUUCAUGUGAAA
Messenger RNA from Arvicanthis niloticus (Nile rat), 1827 nucleotides. RefSeq names its product WW domain binding protein 4 (gene Wbp4). Gene Ontology annotation, molecular function: zinc ion binding; protein binding; RNA binding. Lineage: Eukaryota; Metazoa; Chordata; Mammalia; Rodentia; Muridae. Gene Ontology annotation, biological process: mRNA splicing, via spliceosome. The record is from RefSeq and is a predicted model, not a curated record. Gene Ontology annotation, cellular component: nucleus; precatalytic spliceosome.